Molecule: messenger RNA, 1641 nt
Organism: Leptopilina heterotoma
Lineage: Eukaryota; Metazoa; Arthropoda; Insecta; Hymenoptera; Figitidae
Exons: 1
Coding region: 1-1641 (546 amino acids)
Source: RefSeq, a predicted model, not a curated record
AUGUUCCGCCAGAUCCUCGUCCAUCCGGAAGAUCGCGACCUACAACGGAUUCUAUGGCGAUCAACUCCGGAGAAACCCAUCGAAGAAUAUCGGCUCUGCACUGUCACAUAUGGCACGGCGUGCGCGCCAUAUCUCGCCAUCCGCACCUUGAAACAACUUUCGAUCGAUGAAGGAGCUCAAUUUCCACUUGGAGCGGACUGUUUGUUAGAUAACACCUAUGUCGACGAUAUCUUCGACGGCGAUGAUGACGUCCUUCACGCCGAGAAGAAACGAGAUCAAGUGAUAGAUCUCUGUGCGAAGGCGAACCUUAAGUUAGAUAAAUGGGCAGUAAACCACCCCGAUCUACAUCCUUCAUCUAGCGCACCACUAUCCUCGGAGAUCAUCGACAAAAACACAGUCUUUAAGACUCUGGGGAUACUGUGGGCUUCAAGAGUCGAUUACUUUGCUUUCAACAACCCUCAAAAAACACACAUCUCAGGGGAUGCGACAAAAAGAAUGAUUUCCUCUAGCAUUGCCCAGCUAUACGACCCUUUGGGCUGGCUCGCACCUAUCACAGUGGUCGCCAAGAUCAUGCUCCAGGACCUCUGGAUACUCAGAAUUGACUGGGAUGCUGAACUCCCUACCGAAGUACAAGAGCGCUGGACGCAAUAUUAUCAAUCCCUAGUUGGAUUAUCAGGUAUCAAGAUACCACGCUGGCUAGGAAGCUUUUCGAACUCGCUGAUCGAGCUCCAUGGAUUCUCAGACGCAUCCACUCGAGCCUACGCAGCAGUAGUCUACGUGCGAGUCCUUAAAUACAAAGAGGACGGUCAAGUUACACUUCUUGCAGCGAAGUCCAAAGUCGCUCCUAUUAAGACUGCAACAAUACCAAAGCUAGAACUCUGUGGAGCUGCUCUCCUAGUAAAGCUCUUAAAAUACGUUAGACGGCUGACCUUUCUAAAUGCUGUGCCUGUGACGGCUUGGUGUGACAGUCAAGUCACCCUAGCCUGGAUCAACCAACAUCCAUCUAAAUGGAAAACCUUCAUUGCGAACCGUGUCUCCUACAUUCAGACUGAACUGCCUUCGGUGAAAUGGAGACACGUGCCUAGCCAAGAAAAUCCGGCUGACCUAGCGACACGAGGUCUUCAACCAGAGACCCUACGAGAAAAUAGACUUUGGUGGAAUGGUCCACAAUGGCUGUCCCUAUCACCGGCUAAUUGGCCCUCUCAACUUCAACGUCCCGAUACCGAAAAUGCGGAAGUAAAAGCGUUCCUCACAGUCAAGAAUGAAGUCGAAAUUGAGAUCCUCUCAAGAUUCUCCUCUUUGCAACGGCUUAUUAGAGUUGUAGCAUUCUGCUUGAGAGUGUUCAAGAACUAUAAAGCAAAGGGAUCUGAAAACUCUUUCAAGGAUACAGUCCUCUCCUCGACCGAAUUGGACUCCGCCAAAUCGACGGUCUUAGCGAUAGCGCAGAGGAAAACAUUCUCUGAGGAGAUAGACUUACUCAAAAACGCGAAAAGCAUUCCUAAACAUAGCAAACUCCGCAAUCUCAACCCCUUUUUGGAUAAAGCGGGAAUCCUUCGAGUAGGUGGACGUUUGAAACAUUCCUCACUAGCCUUCUCCUCGAAGCAUCCACCGCACCGAUUCUACCAAAAGAUUCACCACUGA